Molecule: messenger RNA, 1113 nt
Organism: Eutrema salsugineum
Lineage: Eukaryota; Viridiplantae; Streptophyta; Magnoliopsida; Brassicales; Brassicaceae
Exons: 1
Coding region: 1-1113 (370 amino acids)
Source: RefSeq, a predicted model, not a curated record
AUGAAACAAGAUAGCUCGGCGCAAAAAGGGAGUCAACGUGGUAACGCAAACCGAGCCGCUCUAAAUGGUGGCAGUAUCGAGGAUGAAGUUGACGAGCCGCGAAAGAACAACCAGACGAAGGAGAUGAUCGAGCUCCGAGCCACUAUAGCUCGGACAGCUGCCGAGAUGAGGGCAGUCAGAUCACAAGUCCAUCAUCCAAUCAGUUCGGCACCGGAGAUAGAUCGAGUGUUCGAAGAAACUCAGCGCAUGCCAUUCACGGCUCGAAUCACCGAAGCUCGGAUUCCUGAGCCAGGAAAUAUAAGAAUCCCCUUUUACGAAGGGACAACCGACCCGAAGGCACACAUCAUAGCUUUUCGGAUUGGAAUGGGACGAGCCUUCUCGAGAAACGCCCCCAAUCUUAGCGAAGACGAAAGAGAUGCCGGUUUUUGUCUCCUCUUUGUCGAACACCUGAAGGGCGCAACAUUGGAGUGGUUCUCGAGGCUCGAGCGUAACUCCAUUAACAAGUUUCAGCAGUUGUCUGCCGUUUUUCUGAAACAGUAUUCAAUGUUCAUGGAUCGAGGAACCUUCGAUGCCGAUUUAUGGACUUUGUCUCAAGGACCAAACGAGCCAUUGAGAGCUUACAUGGAUCGGUUCAAAGCGGUGGUGUCAAAGGUGGAGGGAGUGAGCGACAAGGCAGCCCUAGAAGCACUGAAAAUAUCACUAUGGUAUAAGUCCGAGUUCCGAAGAGAAAUGGCGUUCAACACGCCGCUCACGAUCCAAGAUGCCCUACAUCGCUCUGCCGACUUUGUCGUGAAUGAAGAAGAGAUGAAGAACCUAGACGAUCAGUACGAGUCGACAAAAGCGGCGAUCCGAAAUUCUCUCACGACUCGUCAAAGAAACGUGAGGAAUAAUGACUAUGUACACCACGAAGGGCCGAGGCUACGAGGAGCCCACAAUUAUCACGUGGAAACCGGGCGAGGCAAAGGACCAUGGAAUACUUGGACUCGGAACCCCCGAAUUUACGAUGAAAAGGCAUUCUGCGAACACCACCAAUGCUACGGGCACUCGACGGUAAAUUGUCGGUUCUUGGCAGCCCGACUCGCCGCAAAGCGAGCAGCAGGGGAACACGAAUAA